AGAUCCUCUCUCUCUCUCGUGUUAUACUUUGCGCAACUGUAAGCUGUAAGCCGUUCCUGAAACCAAUCCUCGAAGAAAUGGAUUUCCUCCAGGGUUGCUUGCUUUGCCUUCUCCUCACCAUCUUCCAUUUCCUGGCAAGAAAAGCCAGCAAGACUCCCAGCAAGCUCCCGCCGGGACCCGCCCAGCUUCCAAUCAUAGGCAACCUCCACAACCUGGGCGACCAGCCCCACAAAUCACUAGCCGAUCUGGCCAAGAUCCAUGGCCCCCUGAUGAGCCUCAAGCUCGGCCAAGUCACCACCAUCGUCGCUUCUUCCCCUGCCGUCGCCAAAGAAAUCCUCCAAAAGCACGACCAGGUCCUCUGCAACCGCCAGGUCCUCCUCGCCAUACAAGCCCGCGACCACCACCAGUUUGGCAUGCCGUGGCUCCCCGUCGAAUCUAGGUGGAGGAACCUCAGAAAAGUCUGCAACUCCUACAUCUUCACUACCCAGAAGCUGGAUUCCAACCAGGAGCUCCGGAGGAGGAAGAUUGAAGAGCUAAUCGAAGGUGUUCGACGAAAUGGGUGUGAGGGGGAAAAAGCGGUGGAUAUUGGGAGGGAAGCGUUCAGGGCCAGUCUGAAUGCUCUGUCGUCGACGAUUCUUUCGCUGGAUUUGGCGGACGAUGAGGGAUCUGAGACUGCCAGGGAGUUUAAGGAGGUUGCAAGGGGGAUUAUGGACGAGGCGGGGAAGCCCAAUUUAGGGGACUACUACCCUGUUCUGGGCAAGAUGGAUUUGCAGGGAAUACAGAGGCGUAUGAGCAAUCAUUUCAGGAGAGUUUUGGAGCUGUUUGGUUCGGUGAUCGAUGAGCGGCUGGGGAAGCAGAAGUCGGGGAGCUAUGUCUCCGGCAACGACAUGCUCGACACGCUUCUCGCCAUCGGACAAGACCAUCAGGAGGCUUCCAUGGAUGCAGAGCAAAUCAAACACUUGUUCUUGGUUCUAUUUGUAGCUGGAACCGACACAACUUCAAGCACACUAGAGUGGGCCAUGGCAGAGCUUCUUCGUAAUCCUUAUGUGCUCGUUAAAGCCAAGGAAGAGCUUGAACAAAUUAUCGGAAAAGGAAACCCUCUUCAGGAGUCAGAUAUCCAUAAGUUACCAUAUCUACAAUCAAUCAUCAAAGAGACUUUUAGGUUGCAUCCACCAGUUCCCCUUCUACUCCCACGCAAGGCAGGAGCAGAAGUGGCAAUUUGUGGCUUCGCAGUGCCCAAAGGUGCACAAAUUCUCGUGAAUGCAUGGGCUAUAGGCAGAGAUCCGUCGACGUGGGAUGCUCCGAACUCGUUCGUGCCAGAAAGAUUUAUGGAGUCGUCGGUUGAUGUGAAGGGGAACAAUUUUGAGUUGAUCCCGUUUGGCGGCGGAAGAAGGAUAUGUCCUGGAUUGCCACUAGCAUUGAGAAUGUUGCAUAUGAUGCUGGGUUCACUCGUUCAUUGGUUCGACUGGAAGUUGGCAGAUGAAAUUGUGCCAGAAAAGUUAGAUAUGGAAGAGAAGUUCGGACUCACUUUGCAAAAGGCCAAACCUUUACUUGCUAUCCCCACCAAAACCACCAAAGAAAUGGAUUUCUUCCUUUUCCUGGGUUGCCUGCUCUGCCUUCCCUUCACCAUCUUCCAUUUCCUGACCAGAAAAGCCAACAGAACCUCCGGCAAACUCCCGCCGGGACCCACCCGGCUUCCAAUAAUAGGCAACCUCCACAACCUGGGCGACCAGCCUCACAAAUCGCUCGCCGAUCUAGCCCAAAUUCACGGCCCCUUGAUGAGCCUCAAGCUCGGCCAAGUCACCACCAUCGUCGCUUCUUCCCCUGCCGUAGCCAAGGAAAUCCUCCAGAAGCACGACCAUGCACUCUCCGACCGCUACGUCAUCCUCGCCGCGCGACCGCUCGACCACCACCAGUUCGGCAUGUCGUGGCUCCCCGUGGAAUCCAAGUGGAGGAACCUCAGAAAAGUCUGCAACUCGUACAUCUUCACUACCCAGAAGCUGGAUUCGAACCAGGAGCUGCGGAGGGAGAAGAUUGAAGAGCUCCUGGAAGGUAUUCGACGAAAUUACUGUGAGGGAGGGAAAGCGGUGGAUGUCGGGGAAGCAGUGUUCAGGACCACUUUGAAUGCUCUGUCGAGGACCAUUUUUUCGUUGGAUCUGGCGGAUGAGGAAGGUUCGGAGACCGCCAGAGAAUUCAAGGAGGCCGGGCGGCAGAUCAUUGAGGACGGCGGGAAGCCCAAUUUGGGCGACUAUUUCCCUGCUCUAGCGAGAAUGGAUUUGCAGGGUAUACAGAGGAGGGUGGGGAUCAAUUUGGGGAAGAUUUUGGAUUUGUUCGGCUCGGUGAUCGACGAACGGUUGCGGAGGAGGCGGAACUCGGAGUGCUAUUUCUCUGGUAACGACAUACUGGAUACGCUUUUGGCCAUUGGGGAUGACAAUCAGGAGGCUUCCAUGGAUGCCGAGCGCAUUAAGCACUUGUUCUUUGUGAGUAUUUUCAAAGUCAAAUUCAAUUAA
Molecule: messenger RNA, 2510 nt
Organism: Linum tenue
Lineage: Eukaryota; Viridiplantae; Streptophyta; Magnoliopsida; Malpighiales; Linaceae
Source: the annotation of a GenBank genome assembly